This is a messenger RNA of Panicum hallii, 2148 nucleotides long. RefSeq names its product cation/calcium exchanger 1-like. Lineage: Eukaryota; Viridiplantae; Streptophyta; Magnoliopsida; Poales; Poaceae. Gene Ontology annotation, biological process: monoatomic cation transport; transmembrane transport. Gene Ontology annotation, molecular function: monoatomic cation transmembrane transporter activity. The coding region runs from base 386 to 2122 and encodes 578 amino acids. The record is from RefSeq and is a predicted model, not a curated record. The transcript has a single exon. Gene Ontology annotation, cellular component: membrane.
CCCCGUCUACGCCACCGGGCCAGGCGGCGGUAGCCAUCAUCUCCGGCUCACCCGCUGCCCGACAGGUCCUCUUGGACGGUCUUGACUCGCUGCUGCUCGUCGUCUCGUCUGCUUGGACACAAGGACGGACGCGUGCCUCCAUACGCUAAACGAUCCAGCAUCGGGUAGAGAAAGCGUGCGUCUUCAGAUCGCACCCACAUCAUCCUCACGGUGAGCAUGCUGAUCACCAUGGGGACCUCAUCUUCAGAUCGCCAGCAGCGUGUAAACUAGUGCCGUGUCCAUGCCGUCCGAUCCCGGGUUCUUGCGCCGCCACCGCCACGGCGUGCUCGGAUAAUCCUCCAAGGCAAAGCUCCCCCGGCGCGGCGGGCGAGCGCGAGAGCCAUGCAUGGCGAGACCUCCCGCUACUGCGGCGGUGGCCCGUGUCUGCCUCGGCGUCGCCCUCGUUGCCCUCCUGCUCGCCACCUCCGGCCUCUCGCGCGGCGCCACGGGCGGCGCCGAUGUCUCGUCCUCGCUGGCCAACGAGGCGCGCUGCGACGGCGGCUGCGACGGCAAGCGGCGGCUCGGGAGCACAGAAGGCAGCUGCCGCUACCCCGCGGCCGGGUCUGGUGAUCCAGGCCGCAACCCGCGCGGCGGGUAUGUCGACUACCUGCACCUCUUCUACUGCGUCCUCGGCGGCGGGCGCCGGCCUGCGCUGGGCUACGCCGCGAUGGCGGUGUGGCUCGCCGUGCUCUUCUACCUGCUCGCCGACACGGCGGCGGUCUACUUCUGCUCCAGCCUCGAGGGCCUCGCGCGCCUGCUCGGCCUCCCGCCGGCCAUCGCCGGGGCCACGCUGCUCUCGCUCGGGAACGGCGCGCCCGACGCGCUCUCCGCGCUCGCGUCCUUGGACGGCGGCAAGGGCGGAGGGGCCGCCGCCGUCGGGCUCAACGGCGUGCUCGGCGGGGCGAUGUUCGUGUCCGCCGCCGUGCUCGGCGUUGUCGCCCUCCGCGUCGGCGGCCAGGGGGUCGCCGUCGACCGCGCCAGCUUCUUCCGGGACGCGGGCUUCCUCCUCCUGGCCCUCGCCGCCGUGGCCGUCGUCCUCGCCGUGGGCGAGGUCAACAUCUGGGGCGCCGUUGCGUUCGCCUCGCUCUACCUCGUCUACGUCCUCGCCGUCGCCUUCACCCCGGACCGCUGGCCGACGAGACGCCAGGAUGACGAGGAGGACCACGCCCAUGCCACCGCCUCCUCGGAGCUCCAUAGCGUCGCAGAGACCAAGUUCUACACCGACCAGGAGGCACAAGAUUCACUCCUCUCCGACACCGCGCCUCUCCUCCAGUACUACGCCGCCGGCGACAACAACGGCGGAACCGGUGAGAACAGGAGCGCGUUCUGGACCGUGUUUCGCGUGCUAGCGCUUCCCCUGACUCUCCCCCGGCGGCUGACGAUCCCGGACGCGAGCAAGGAGCGGUGGAGCAAGCCGACCGCGGUGACCGCGGCCACGCUCGCCCCAAUCUUCCUGUCCAUCCUCUGGAGCCACCGCGCCACGGGGAACCCGUUCCCUGCCGUCCUCCUCGGCGGCCUCGCUGGAAUCGCGCUGGGCCUCCUCGCGUUCCUCACCACGGAUCCCUCCGCCCCGCCAGCCCGGUUCCUCGCGGCGUGGCUCGCCGGCGGGUUUGCCAUGAGCGUGGCGUGGGCGUACGUGAUCGCCAACGAGGUCCUCUCCCUGCUGGUCUCGGCCGGCACCGUCCUGUCCGUGGACGCCGCGACGCUGGGGGUGACCGUGCUCGCCUGGGGAAACUCGCUCGGCGACCUCAUCGCGAACGUGGCGGUGGCCUCCCGCGGUGGCCCCGGCGGCGCGCAGGUGGCCGUAUCCGGCUGCUACGGCGGGCCGGUGUUCAACGUCCUCGUGGGCCUAGGCCUGUCCAUGCUGCUGUCGUGCUGGACCGGGGACCCGCAGCCCAUGAAGAUUCCGAGGGAGCCUGGGCUCUACCGGACGCUGGGCUUCGUGGUUGCUGGGCUUUCGUGGGCCUUGGUGAUGCUGCCCCGGAGAGGGAUGAGGGUGGACAGGACGCUGGGCUUUGGGCUCCUGGCGAUUUAUUUUUGUUUCGUCUGUAUUAAUAUUUCACAGCUCAAGAACGAACAGUAAACUUAUUGGAUUCAUUCAUUCAUUCA